Molecule: messenger RNA, 2058 nt
Organism: Microbotryum saponariae
Lineage: Eukaryota; Fungi; Basidiomycota; Microbotryomycetes; Microbotryales; Microbotryaceae
Source: the annotation of a GenBank genome assembly
AUGGUGUCCGCCUCGCCGCGUCGGACUCCGGCGCACGCUCGGCGUUUGACGCGGGAAACCGUGCUGCCAUGCUCAUUGUGGGGCAAGGCUGAUGCUCGCUUCACCGGACUGUUCCCAGGUGGUUUGAUUAUCGGAGUCUUCUUCGAGGUGCUGUUUCUUGGGAUGAUCAUCACCCAAGUCGCCUUCUACGUGCCGAGAGCGUCGAGGGAUCCCGUGCUCUUGAAGUGAGUUCGCAGGCAGUGCACCCCACUCACGUGCGCGCGUUCGCUUCGCUCAGUACAGCGCGAGUACCAUAUGGUUGACGCGCAAGUGCUGAUUCGCGCCCCUUCCCACUUUUCGAAUUUACAACGUCCGCCGCAAAAUUGGCAGAAUCCUUGUCGCAGUGCUCUUCUUCAGCGUCAUGAUCAAAUCAGGAAUCGAUAUCAAGACCGUCUACUCCAAUGUAAGUAGCGAUCAGGAGGCGGCGUGCCAUUUCUGCGGAUUAUCGAGACUUUUCGGAUUUUAAGCGGCCGUGAUAUCCUACAGCCGAAGAAUGAAGCUGUCUCGAAGCUGAUUAAAAUGACUUUUCCCUUUCAAGUAUGUGUUUGGCGUGUACAAAACGCAAGAUCCCACUCUCCCAUGGUCCAUUAAAGUCGGUCUCGUGGUCGGUCAAAUUACCCUGUUGGCCUCUCAGCUCUAUCUGUGCUUUCGUCUGUGGGCGGUCAGUCCUUGUCGCGUAUAUACUAUUCUUCGUCCGACAAUUUCCGAUCGGUACUGAAUGCCUGCUUCUAAUUAUACCUUAUGCACACAGGCGUCUGAGCGGAGAAAGCUCCCCACCGCAAUUGGCUUGAUCGGAAGCUGCGCCUCGUGCGCAAUCUUCAUCGUCUAUGCGGUGCGGCGCAGUGAGUCUGAAUCAAUGUCCGAAUUUUGAGAAUCUGAGAAUCGACCCGAAAUUCGUGCUGAAGAUGGCCCUCCCUCCUGUCCGCAGUUUCAAGACCACAGAUAAUAGGAAACGAGAACAUCCUCCAGUACUGGCUGCCUCUUUGGGCCUUCUCCGCUUGCGUAAGUUUUGGUUUGUGCCAACCAUGGGAAUUCUUCUAGCCCCUCCAGCCGUCGCUAAUCGAAAACCGGACUUUGCUACACCUCAUAGGCGAUCGACUUGUACCUGUCCAUCGCUUUUGCUCAUUAUCUGCUACGCGCAAGACGAAGAGCUAUCAGCUACAAGUGCGCAGUCACAACCUUGGCAGGGCGCCUAGUUCGAUCAAAGCUGAUUUUCAAGUGGGGAAACCAAUAUUCUGCCCAGACUCGAGUUCAUGCUAGGGCGACUCACCUCCAUCGCGAUCACGACGUGUUUUCCAUCAGCAGUCUUCGCCCUCUUGCUGGCGAUCCUGGAAAUUGUCGCCCCGGAUCGAUCGGUGAGCACCCUUUCAAAUGAAUCGGCUACAAGGCAUGCCUAACGCCAUGUAACGCCCUGUUCUUGUUCGUAGCCGUGGCUCUUUUUCUUGAUCAACGUCUCCAGCGUAUACACGCUCUGCAUUCUUCACACUCGUAAGUCGCGUUUGUGCGGCGUACGAAAAUUCCUCUAAUACCGUACUUAGAUUAAUAGACACGUUUCUCGCAGUUAACUCCCGCAAGCAAAUCACCGAGGACGCUGUUCGGAUCGUUAAGGCUGACCCUACUGGCGGCGGACUAGCAAAAAUGCAGGGCGAAGGCCAGGAUGCCACCACCCAACCUGCUAGUUUAAUCUCUAUCCUGAGUCGAGCGACGAGACAACCAGGCGGCGUAUCCAAAACCACAUUUGAUGAAGAAACUGGUCUCAGCUCUAAACCGGGGCAUUCGAUGCAACACUUGCACCGCCAAGGCUCCACUGCACAAGGGGUCGGAUACGAAAUCAAAGUCGAGCGCAAAAUUGAGAGGAUGAACUCGAUCGACUUUUCGACUAUGAAAAAAGCCGAGGAAGACGGAGAUGUGCAGUUGAUGGGAACACCGGCGACAGAUACGGGAUCGGCGGAAGCAGAGCCUUCGCAAGCGGCGAAUCAGUGGACGUGCUCUUGGGCAGGUGGACCUCCGAUGACGUGA